AAGUCGACCAUGCCAGUAAAGCUUUCAAACACGUCAGAUCAUCAAAGAUGCGAAGAAAUGUUCAUUCAUUUGACUCCUAAAGGGGCAGUGGUACCAUACAGUCUUUGUAAAGAUGAGGAUGGAAACUACUGGGUGGCAGCAAAAGGAGGUUUAUUUAAAUUUAAUCAGCACGGUGAUAAAGUCCUUUUUGAGCGGAAAAACGAUUUUCCAAAAAAAAUUUCCGCUUACUGCCAAGUUUUGAAUCAUAAUAAGACGGUAAUAUUUUUUGUCUUCUUCUCAUCGUAUAACUUUAAACCUUAUUAUGUGGUUCACGCGUUUGCUGAGGACCAGCAAUGUUUAACCGAACUGAGGAUUUUUGACUUAGACGGUCAUAUACUGCAUGAACAAUUUAUUGACGGAAAAAUACAGAGCUUGGCUGUCACAAGUGAGGGAGAAGUAUUUUCAACAAAGCAAAUGCAAGGGGAAGAUUCAAUUAUAUCUAAAAUGAAUCUCGACUGUCCUCUAGGCUGGGAGGAAGUUAUUUCUGAGGAUGAAUAUGCUUUUCAAACGCUAUGCGUCUACGAUUCUAAUACUUUGGUUGUGUCCACGUGCUCAUUACCGAUCAAUAUGUACUCGAAGCAGUUUAUUCGAAUAAUUGACAUUCCAUCACGGAAAAUUGUCAGGACUUUCAGUUCAUCUGGUAAAAAAGAUGGCGAAGUUUAUUUUCCAAGAUCAAUCAAGAGGUACAAAGAUGGCAUACUGGUUCUUGACAAAACUGGUCGUAUACAGGAAUUCUCUUUAUCAGGGGAGUUUGUAAGGACUGCAGCGCAGAUCGAUGCUUACCUAGGAAACGGUUUUAUUGUGUCUGACGAAGAAGCUAUAAUUGCAUGUUCCGGCAUUGUGGUGAGCAAAGAGCAGGAGAGCAUAUGCGAUGACUGGAUUGAAAAGAUUGCAUUAGAUGGGAGCAAAUGGGUUCCGCGGCCAGUAAAAAUAGGUGAAAACGAGUCAUAA
Messenger RNA from Enterobius vermicularis (human pinworm), 990 nucleotides. Lineage: Eukaryota; Metazoa; Nematoda; Chromadorea; Rhabditida; Oxyuridae. The record is from the annotation of a GenBank genome assembly.